AUGAAGCCAGCAUUAUCUUUGACCAGUAUAAUUGCGGUUGCUGCCCAUGUUACGGCAGAGGUCCAGCACGGUCGCGUACAGGAGUACAGACCCGCGACGUGCACACCAGACACCGCUAUACAACGCAAGGAGUAUGGCAGCAUGGCUGACCACGAGAAGCUGUCUUACAUUCAUGGAGUUCAGUGUUUGAUGCGGUUGCCCUCUCAAUAUCCAACCGGGGUUGUCCCGGCCGCAACUAGCCGCUGGCUUGACUUCACAGCAACUCACAUUAACCAAUCGCUCAACAUCCACCUGUCCGGCCUUCUGCUCCCUUGGCACCGUCACUUCCUCUACCUAGUCGAGCAAGCUCUCCAGCAGGACUGUGGGUAUCCGAAAUCACUUGGAAUACCUUACUGGGACUAUCCGCUGUACCCAAGCCUGGCAGACAGCCCCAUCUUCGACGGCAGCCACACCUCACUGGGGAGCAACGGCCGUGCCACCGACCUGUGCAUAGAGAAAGGCCCCUUCUCGAAUUCCACCAUCAACUUCGGACCGUUCACCUCCAGAGUGACCCUGAACAUCACCCUGCCGACCGACUGGCAGGAAUCGAAGCCCGGGUGUAUCCAACGCCAGUUCCGGAACGAGGCCCUCCAGGAAAACAACAACCAGUCCAAUAUCGACUCCCUUCUCGCCUCCCCAGAUAUUUACACGGUCCUGCGGUGGUUCAAUGGCGCAGGCAUACUGAACGGCUUCGUCGUCCGAGGCAUUCAUGGCGCGGGCCAUUUCGCAGUGGGUGGGACCGCGUCCGACUUCUUUGCUAGCUCGCAGGAUCCGGCGUUUUUCCUGCAUCACUCGCAGAUCGAUCGCUUAUGGGCGGGCUGGCAAGAUAGGCACCCAGAACUAAGGUACACGUACAAUGGUACCAGCACCAUUUUCAACCCACCGGGCGUGACUCCUGAGGUAGACAACACCACGGUCAUGAGUUUCGGCGCCGUCGGGGACUCUAUCACCGUUGGGGAAACAGCGGACCCGAUGGGGUUGACGCCCUACUGUUAUGUCUAUUCGUAA
This is a messenger RNA of Diaporthe batatas, 1047 nucleotides long. RefSeq lists its product as uncharacterized. Bases 1 to 1047 code for a protein of 348 amino acids. Lineage: Eukaryota; Fungi; Ascomycota; Sordariomycetes; Diaporthales; Diaporthaceae. Gene Ontology annotation, molecular function: oxidoreductase activity. The record is from RefSeq and is a predicted model, not a curated record. The transcript is spliced from 3 exons.